AUAAAGGAAUAUUUGUUAUCCAAAGUGAGAGCCUCAAGAAAUGCAUUCAAGCAGGCAAAUCUGUACUGACCCUGGAGAACUGCAAACCACCAAACAAGUACAUGAUGUGGAAAUGGGUUUCCAACCACGGCCUCUUUAACAUAGGAGGCAGCGGUUGCCUGGGCCUGAAUUUAUCUGAUCCAGAGCAGCCAUUGAGCAUCUAUGAGUGUGAUUCCACCCACGUUUCCUUGAGGUGGCGCUGUCACAGGAAGGUGAUCACCGGCCCGCUGCAGUACAUGGUGCAGGUGAAGGACAACACGCUGGUGGCCUCCUGGCAAAACCUUCAUAAGUGGAUUGCCUACAUGCCAGGCGGUGGAGGCAUUUGUGAAUAUCUGCACAAAGAUUUGUAUACACUCAAAGGGAAUGCCCAUGGGACGCCAUGCAUGUUUCCCUUCCAGUAUAACCACCAGUGGCAUCACGAAUGCACCCGGGAAGGGCGGGAAGACAACUUACUGUGGUGUGCCACGACCAGCCGCUAUGAAAGAGACCAAAAGUGGGGAUUUUGCCCGGAUCCCAGUAAGAGUGAAUCUCCUCUUCCCCCUAUGUCAUGCAUGAAUCAAAGAUGAUUGGGAAGUUACUGUAUCUAAA
This is a messenger RNA of Myotis lucifugus (little brown bat), 627 nucleotides long. RefSeq names its product secretory phospholipase A2 receptor-like. The transcript is spliced from 2 exons. The annotation marks the transcript as partial. The record is from RefSeq and is a predicted model, not a curated record. Lineage: Eukaryota; Metazoa; Chordata; Mammalia; Chiroptera; Vespertilionidae. Gene Ontology annotation, molecular function: signaling receptor activity. Gene Ontology annotation, cellular component: signaling receptor complex; plasma membrane.